Messenger RNA from Vitrella brassicaformis, 2851 nucleotides. The record is from the annotation of a GenBank genome assembly. NCBI's taxonomy places the organism in Eukaryota, Vitrellaceae.
CCAUGCACAAUCAGUCCACCGCUUCCACGCCUGGCUGGAGAAGGAGGUCCAGCACUCUGCGUACCACACCAGUCAUGGUACACACACACCAAAUCCACCUAAUACACAGCGGAAAACGGACUAGAAAAAGCCACCGGGUCCCAGAAAAAACGGGCCACGUGAGCAAAAUAUGGUACAUGUCGCACACAGUGAAGAGAGAAGGCGGCCAAUACACACACACACACCCACACACACCCACACACACACACACAUGCACCACAGAACCAACUACGGAACAAGUCGCUCAUCCACCAGCGUCCCCUCAAACAAAUGUUAUUGCCUCCACCACGUCUGCUUUGAAUUCACACUCGCCGCCAAGCCAGGCGUGUCGAUCUUCAUCUCUCUUGCCACUGUAUCCCUCAGGGACACAAUCUCUGUGGAAAGACUGGCGGCACCAGCGUACGUCGGAGCUGUGCCAACCAAGGAUCAACGACCUUCCCUUCAAGUUGACUCUAAAUUUCCACUUCUCGUUGCUUGCCUCCAUUCCGAGCACUGUCACCUUUGCUGAUUCUCCGUCUGUCUUGAAUUCCGUGAGUUUGUCGAAGCCAUGGCCGCAGAGAGAGAAGACUCGCACCGGGCGAUCAACCGUCACCGUCUCCGUACGGACGGGUGGGAUGGUGCCGUCAAUCAAGUAUGCGAAUCCAUAAGGGCCCUUGCGGGUGAGCAGCAGCAGGUUCUCGGCAUUCUCGACUUGCUGAAGGAAGCGCGCAUAAUCAUGGUUGUCCCUCGCCGAACUGAUUGGAUACACAGGCACACGCACACACACACACACACAUACGUGGUGUGGUUACGUCAGUCGCUCGCGAGGCUUCGCCCUUACCUGUACACUGAUCGGAGGGCCUCGACCUUCUUGCCAGCCAUGGCCGCGACCUCCGAUAAUUGCGCCGGCGAUGCGACGUGAGAAGGACAGAGCUGGAGCGAUGUCAGUGUGACUUGGAGUGAUGGCUGGAGGGCCCCAGGCACAUGAGGAGGCUCGACCACACUGCCGGGGAGCGACAGGCGAAUCCGACGCAGAAAGUCCACAGCGAGAUGGAAGUGCUCUGGCGACGUCUUGAGUGUCGUGCCGCCCCCCACUCUACGCACACAGAAGCGUUUAAUGCUGUGUGUGUGUCUUGGCAACCUCUUCUCUCCAUCUCCCUAUAUAUGUCACUUGCCUGUCAUUGAAGAUCUCGCGGAUGGAAUCACUGCUUGUCGGCUGAUCGAGCGUCACCUGCAGUGAGGCCUCUCUGUGCGAUCGCACGCACACACUCUUGACAGACCCCUUAUCCUCGCCAGUGCGCAGCAGACCCCCAAUCUCCGUGUAGAAGCGCUCCACGUCCUCGAGUGCCUUGGCCGCAUCCAUGAUGCCCGCCGACCCAUCACCCAGCAGCCGAUUCUUGAUGAGCUUGUCAUGGUAGAAGCGGAUUGACACCUUGCUCCUCUCCUCAUCAGUGAGCUCGUCGAUGAAUUUCCCUUCCUGCUGGGCUACAGCCACACGAUCCUCGAGCCAGGUGCCGAAAAUGCGCGAUGCGUCGAGGAAGGGCAGCUGGCGGCCGUCCUCCAUGGUGAUGCGGGGGAGGGCACUCAUGUGGCGCAGCAGCAGGUGGGCCAGGUAGGUGUUGGCCAGGUCAGGCAGCGCCAGGGCAUCUGGUGCCAGGAUGACUGUGCGGCCGCCCACAUUGAGAUGGAUAUCGCCAGCCUUGAGGACUUGCGAGGCUUCAAUGUCAGUGAACAGAGUGCCGCCGUGCCGGCGGACCGUCUCGUGGAUGGCAUCAAUCGUCGCCUGGAAGUCGCUGGCGUGCGUCUUGACGACGUGACAUGGUGUCCCUUCUUCUGUUGCCGCUGUGUCCGGCGGAGUCUCCGUUGUGCUGCCCUCCGUUGACGCCUCUCGUUGGGAAGUGGGCGUAUCAUCGCGAGCCUGCAUACACAUGCAGGUUGCUGCAACUCUCCGUUUAUGGAGGUGACUGAAUGAAUCAACUGACCUGUUGAGUAGCCUCCUCAAUCUGUUGAACUUUGAGCUGCAGAGCGGCAACGGUCGUCUUCAGCUCCUCAAGAGUCCCUCGCUGGUCGCCAGGCUGCAGGAAGCAAGAUGCAAUAGCUGCACACGCGCGCUGGUCCAGGAGGGAUUGAAUGCUGUCUCGUACAGCGCCCAGCUCCUCGCGUACCUGACCCAGCUAAAACACACCCAAGCUGGUCGCUCCCCCGGUGCGCCUGAGCUGCCUACCUCUGCAGUGGUUUUGUUGAGUUUGGCAUCGGUGUCUCUGAUCCUCUUCUUGAGUGAUGUGAUGCUGUCCGAGCUGGUGACCCUCUCGCGGUUAGCUAUGCCCGCAGCUACACGGGAGGGAUACGAACCACCCUGAAUGAAGAAACACACCAUUGAGAUGUUACUGCUUGCACAGUGGACAUAACCUGCUGGGCGGCGGUUCUUGUGUCCUCGGAAGGGCCUGCCACACGCACACGAGCGUGCAGAGGAUCGUGGACCGGUUCAGCUGCUGUGGAGAGUGCUGUGCACGCCUAACGUACCUUUUGUCCCUGUGGCGAUGCAGCGCACGGCCGUUUGUGUGAGGCUGCCACUCGUCAGAACGACAGAAGGCCGUACGCCAACGACUGCAUGAAGCACAUCUGUCUGCCUAUCAGUAUGCAGCUGCAUUACUGCCCGCGGUGACUUACCAUGUUGCACAGCUGCCAGCCCUCCUCGGGCAAGGGCAGAGCGCAGCGCAGCAACGCGCGAGAGCAUCGCGGCCCCGUCCUUAGCGAAGAUCUCUGCGUUUGAUGACUCAGAUCUGACUCAACACCAGCGAAGAACACCGUGACAUUGGCUCCAGGGUUUGAG